Molecule: messenger RNA, 1703 nt
Organism: Austrofundulus limnaeus
Lineage: Eukaryota; Metazoa; Chordata; Actinopteri; Cyprinodontiformes; Rivulidae
Gene: dand5
Product: DAN domain family, member 5
Exons: 3
Coding region: 101-856 (251 amino acids)
Biological process (GO): determination of heart left/right asymmetry
Source: RefSeq, a predicted model, not a curated record
UGCACUUACCUUGAAGCUGGGGUCCUCUGUACCUGGACUCUGUGUGAUGUCUGCUCUGCUGUGGGAAUUCUAACACCUUCCUCGCUUUAAAGCGCAGAAAAUGACUUUCCUCAGCAGGUUCAUCUUUUUGUUGAGCUGCGCAGCUGCAGCUGUUGUGCUUCCCUUUGACCCUCUGGUGAAAAAGUCCAGAAUUGAGUUCGACUCGUCUGGCGUUGGACCAGAUGAACCUGUUCAGGCCAGAGUCAAGGUUGUGCAGCUGGACCCUCGUUCCUUGGCUCUGUCCGGGUUCUUCAGAAGAGGACUCACCCAGAGAAGAGCCCUUUCCCACAGCACCAGGCUGCCCUUUCCUGCCUUCCUGUCCCGGGGUCGACCUGCUCCGGCCCCAGCUCUGGUGGCCCCUGCAAGUCCGCUACAGAGCCUGCGCACAAGAAGACCCAUGGCGGCAGAGCUGAAGAAGCAGCAGGGGCUGCAGAUGUGGCAGAAAGUCGUAGAUAAAGGAGAGAAGAUCUCUCUGCCUGUCAGCCUGAAAGACAGUAAACAAACAUGCACUGCAGUGCCUUUCACUCAGCAUGUGACGGCAGACGGAUGCCAAACAGCAGCACUGCACAACAGGCUGUGCUUCGGUCAGUGCAGCUCCCUCUUUGUCCCAUCCGGGGGGGAGUUCGUCGAGACGGGGGCCUUCCACCUCCGGGCCCCCUGCUCCCGCUGCGCCCCCUCCAGAGCGCGCACCGUCCCUGUGCUCCUGCGGUGCGGAGCCCAGGUCCGGGAGAAACGAGUGAUGGUGGUGGAGGCGUGCAAGUGUGAAACGAACCGAGAGGAGAGGAGCGCCCAGGCCGCUGCUGCCUCACACCUGUAACUGUUCCAAGCUGGGACAGCACGACCACAGGAAACAGAAUUAAACGGACAGUUUGGAUCUUUUGGGUUCCGCUGAAAGAUUAUGAACAAUCAAAAUCUUACCUGUUGAAGAUCAGCUCUUUGCACUGACUCAGUUUGAAGACAUAGUUUUGAUUUCUAAACAGACCGAAGAGUUAACAGCUAUGAGUGGAGCCAAGUAAAUUAAAAAUAUUUAUACUGUGAUACUUUCUCAAUUGGUGGUUAUUCCAGUGGAAACAUUAUGAAAUUCCUGCUCAGAUGUACCAAGCUGCACCACAAGUACCAAGGCUUGCUAUUUGUGCUGGCAAAUAUUGAUAGAAUCAUGAGUAAACAACCCAAAGAUGCUUUAAAGUUAUGAAAUAAGAUUUCUGUUUUAGAAUAUCUGAGCUUGGAUUUGUUUUCAGAUGAGGUCUUAGCCACACACUGUUUAGCCAUUAGCUCUUCAGUUUAAUUAAUCUAUAUUUCUCCAAACUGAAGAUGUGCAAAAAGCUGUCUACCACAAGUAAGAUAUUUAUUACUCAUAAGUUUUCCAUACACUUAAACUAAUUAUUUCUCUAAAGACCGGAAUUUGCUUUUAAUCAAGAUUGUCUUUACUUUUUUAAUUGUGUGUGUUACACUGAUACCUGUGCUCAUAUGUGUGUGUAAAUGUGUGUUAUCUAGAUGUGUUCAAGUCUGAAGUUUAACUCAGAGAGAAGUGUUCUGAUGGACCAUUCCAUCAUUGAUUGUUGACAAAUGAUCUGUAUGUUGGUCAUGCAUUUAUUUAUUUCCAUCUCUAUUUUUGCAACCUAAAACAUGAUUGGCAUCAUAUAAAGAGAAAUAAUUCAAACGUC